Messenger RNA from Vespula vulgaris, 1695 nucleotides. RefSeq names its product stimulator of interferon genes protein homolog (gene Sting). The coding region runs from base 477 to 1520 and encodes 347 amino acids. The transcript has a single exon. Gene Ontology annotation, biological process: positive regulation of type I interferon production; innate immune response; activation of innate immune response. Lineage: Eukaryota; Metazoa; Arthropoda; Insecta; Hymenoptera; Vespidae. Gene Ontology annotation, cellular component: endoplasmic reticulum membrane; autophagosome. The record is from RefSeq and is a predicted model, not a curated record. Gene Ontology annotation, molecular function: cyclic-di-GMP binding; 2',3'-cyclic GMP-AMP binding.
UCUCUCCUUUCCUCUCUCUCUCUCUCUCUCUCUUUCUCUUUAUUGUUCAUUAGACAGUUGCACGCGCAAGUAAAUUGUAUCAGCUGUUUUCUUGUAUAUGUGUACAUACAGGAUCGUACGUGAUAAUAUGAUAAUUAUCAUUUCUAUAUAUCGUUAUACUAUGAAACAAACGGCUCUAUCUUAAAAAAUGCGUUUAUCUCAAAAAAUUAUAAAACUUUUUUGUUUAAGAGCGAAACUACCUUACGAUAUUAUCUUAAAUAUAGACUUAUAUCUGGUUUUAUUAUUUAUUAUUAGAGAUUAUUGUUCUAUAGUAUCUUUGUUUUGCGAUAUCUUUCUUUCUAUGUCGGCCAUUUUAAUGGACGAUACAAUUUCAUCGUCAAUAUAUUGUAGUAGUUGCAUUUUAAAUUUAUUAUUGCAUCGAAGAUUUUUUACUAUUUUAAUAAAUCUCGUUAUAAUAUAAUCUUUAUAUACAGAAGAUGGACGAAGAUCUAUUUUCUUCAUUUUAUAUUAAUUCGAAAGUGAUAUUGUAUUUUAUUAUAGAAGUUAUAUUUAUUGUAGUAGCUAUUGGGACACAGUAUGAAGAUAGGCUCAUUUUAACGAUAUGCAAUAUAUGUUGCAUUGUAUCAAUACUUAUUAUAAUGCAUAUAUUGUGUGAUUUGAUAAUACAAUUGUUAAAGAAAAAUUUGAGAUUGAAGGAGGUAAAGUUGUCACUUCAAUAUAUAAUUACUAUUGGGACAUGUACUAUCUUUAUUAUUAUACAAACAAUUGUUAAAGGAUUUUCUUAUACUUGGACAUACAACAAUAUAGCAUAUAUAUGUUUAUAUUGUUUUGUAAUUAUGCAGUUUAAAAUACGUGAUUUAUUUCAAAAAAAUUUAGAUAUAAAUGUUAUUAAUAUGAGUGGACUGGAUUAUGGAAGUGGAAUGGCUUAUAGUUAUUAUUAUGGUUAUUUGAGAAUUAUUUUACCAUCCACUGGUACAAACACUAAAGGCAUAUAUGAAAAAUUAGAAAAUUUUGAAGACAUUCAUAAUGUUACUAUUUCAGUAAAAAAAUUGUUUAUUCUAAUACCAUUUUCAACAUAUAUACCUCCAGAUUUAAAAAGUCUUUCAUAUGAAUGGAUGGAAAAUACACAAGAAUUAGAACAAGAAGUAAGAAACAGAGCUGGAAUCAUAAAUCGAUCUUAUCAUAACAACAUAUAUAAGAUUUAUCCUAAUGGACCCAAGAGUCGUAAUAAACCAGAAUAUGUUGCAGUUGAAGGUGCAACACCUUUACUAACAUUUUUUGAAGUACAAAAACAUUUUCAUCCAGAAUCUGCAAUAUAUAAAAAAUACAGUAAACAGAUAAUACAAACAUUUUAUCUUAAAUUAAAAGAAUUGAUAUAUAAUGAUCUAGAUUGCAGAGAUGUAUGUGAAUUGAUUUAUUACAAUGAUUACAAUUCUGAUGGGACUAAGGUAAAUAUUGCAGAAGUUAUUCUCGAAAGGAUAUCAACACUAAAAGUUUUAAAAUACACAUAUACUGAUUAAAAAUAAUUAUAUAUAACGUUAUAUGAAAUCCUGUUAUCCAGAUAAAAAUAAAAAAUAAAAAUAUACAUAUUUUUAAAACAGAUAGAAUUUAUCUCUCAUGUAAGAUAUUGAAAUUUGUAAUAUGAUUUAUGAUAUGAAGUUAUAAUGUGUAUGUUUAAAUAAAAUACUUGAAAUC